AUGGUACUUUCGGCCUUAUCCUCGCCCUCCAGCAUGCUCGUCCUUCACCCUCCCCCAGGGGCCCCCUCAUCUUCGACCCCCGGUCGGCCGGACUGUCCACUUAGCAGCAGCAAUGAACGGUCAAACCCACCACUCUCUGAGCUCCUUGGGGGAGGGGGGCAGGCCCUUGGCCUGUGCCAUUUCCAAUCCAAGCCCGCCUACCCUGUCGAGCGCCGCUACCAGACUCCGUAUCAUCUGGCCGUGAGGUACCUCAGUCCUCGCCGCUAUACUUGCCUUCCAACACCACACAACCUUGCGCCAUAUGGUACGGGUCAGGAAGACGAGGAGAGCGAGCGAGCGAGCGGGCGACAGAUGGAGGAGAGAACCCUACCGCUCUUCUGCCUUCUGCCUCUCCGCAUCUGCACCUCUCGCUCUGGAGUCUGCGCUCUGCUUCGACCUCUCGGUGCCCCAUGGACCCUGCCCCAUGCUCUCUUGAGCUCUGCCAUGUCCGUACCGCUACCGCCGUACCACAACCAGCAUCGAGCAAAGUGCGGAUACCGCAGUACCCCAGAUAGCCAAAGAGGCGAGGACGAAGAGUUGGGUGAGUUCGACGAAGAAAAAAGAGAAGCAAAGAUCAAGGACGACCAAGACGAUCCACCUGCUCUCCACGAGUCCCCGAUUUCUGAAGAAAAGGGCAUUCCCUCGCUUCGCAUCGUCACCAUCCUCGGCUCCUUUCGUGCAACCCGUCUUGCAAUCGAGGGAGACCCAUCACAGUCUCCUCUUCUGCCACCUCGACAAACGGCUUCUCCAUCGGUCAGCCUGCACCCACUGCUGCUGCCAAUUCGACAAGACACAACUACCCACCCACCUACUGCCAUCUACACCAACUCCAGAUGCUACGAACAUAGAAGCGUCUGA
Colletotrichum orchidophilum is the source of this 897-nucleotide messenger RNA. RefSeq lists its product as uncharacterized. NCBI's taxonomy places the organism in Eukaryota, Fungi, Ascomycota, Sordariomycetes, Glomerellales, Glomerellaceae. The record is from RefSeq and is a predicted model, not a curated record. The coding region runs from base 1 to 897 and encodes 298 amino acids. The transcript has 4 exons.